Messenger RNA from Carassius gibelio (silver crucian carp), 726 nucleotides. Its product is annotated as cystatin-B. The coding region runs from base 130 to 432 and encodes 100 amino acids. Gene Ontology annotation, molecular function: cysteine-type endopeptidase inhibitor activity. Gene Ontology annotation, cellular component: cytosol. The record is from RefSeq and is a predicted model, not a curated record. NCBI's taxonomy places the organism in Eukaryota, Metazoa, Chordata, Actinopteri, Cypriniformes, Cyprinidae. The transcript has 3 exons.
UACAUUCCGCCGAUGGCUCAUAGUGGUGUAGAGACCACAUAAAUACCGUAGCAGUGACAAUACUCUCAAACUGGACUGUCAAAAACAGUUUUUCUACAUCUCGACACCGAUCAGCGAAACAUUACAGUAAUGGCGACACUGGUUGGAGGUCCAUCCGUGGUGAAGCAAGCCACUGCUGAGGUGCAGAAGAUCUGCGAUGAGGUCAAACAUCAUGCAGAAGAGAAGACAGGGAAGAAGUUUGCCGUUUUCAUUGCCAAAUCUUUUACCGUACAGGUUGUGGCCGGAACCAACUACUUCAUCAAGGUAAAUGUUGGAAGAGAUGAAUUUGUGCAUCUGAAGGUUCAUAAGCCGCUUCCUCACGCUGGAGAAAAACUCCAGCUGCACGGGAUCCAGACGUCCAAAUCUCAACAUGAUCCUAUUGAAUACUUCUAAUACAUAGACACAGAGAUAAUAAAACACCAUACUGUAUACAUAAUAGGCUGAUAUAUGGGAUAUAAUCAACUAAUGCAGAUAUAAAAGCUUUAUUCAGUGCUACACCAUUAAAACAUCUCCAGUCCAGUGCCUACUGUAUGUAGAAGAGUUUUAUUACAAACACAUCUUUGUUUACUUUCACAAACACUGUAUUGUGGUGAAAUUAUUGCAGACCGGUUUGAAUCAUCAUUCCAAAGGUUUUAUAAAAGAUUAUGCUUCUUCUAACCUAAAGGGCAAUAAAUUUCUUAUUUUAAA